GUAACGCGAUUGGACCUGCUGGGUUGUGGUUUCUAAACACAGAAACCAGACGCACAGAAGACAUCUACAGCCCGUAUCUGUCAACCUAUAAACUGUUAUAAACGCAAAGGAAAUUUAGGUCGUGUUUUAAAGUAUAUAGUACGCUUGCAAAUAAUGGGAAGGGGUGAGGUGGACUCCUGUUCAGCUGUCAGCUGUGUGUUUGUCGCUCAGGCCCGUUAAAGGCUUGAGUCUGUUAGCAUUAGCCGCCUGCAGCUGUCGUGCGAGCGCACUCAUAGAGGCAAAAUGGUGUUGUUGUUGAAUCCACUGGAGAAUCUGAAGACCUACAUAAGUAAUCGUCCGCCACUGGUCAUUUUUAUGGUCAGCGUCAGUGCUGUGGCAAUUGCUUUCCUCACUAUUGGAUACUUUUUUAAGAUCAAGGAGAUCAAAUCACCUGAAAUGACAGAGGAUUGGAACACCUUCCUUCUCCGCUUCAAUGAGCUUGACUUUUGCAUCUCAGAAAAUGAGACACUGAAGCACAGCUUGAACGAGUCCACUACGCCGGAGAGCACAGUAACUAGAGUAACCAGCAGCCAGGCACGAUCCAGCACCCAGUCGCCACCCAUCCUGGAGGACCCAGGACCAAUCAACAUCUCUGUGGCCAUCACACUAACUCUGGAUCCAUUGAGGCCAUUUGGGGGCUAUUCACGCAAUAUUACCCACCUUUACGCCAGUGUGAUUGGUCAGCAAGUUGGCCUUGCUGGCAGAGAGGCCCAUGAAGACAUGAACAUCACAUUCACCCUGCCAGUAGCCUGGAGCGCCGAUGACUGCAUUCUACAUGGCCAUUGUGAGCAGAUGGUAUUUAGCACCUGUAUGACCAUUACAGCAGUCAGUAAUGUCUUCCCUGUCUCAGUGCAACCACCCCACUGUGUCCCGGAGACCUACAGCAAUGCCACAUCCUGGUACAAGAUUUUCACCACAGCACGAGACUCGGACACCAAGUACACACAGGAAUAUAACCCAUUCUGGUGUUACAAAGGGGCCAUUGGGAAAGUGUAUCACACACUUAAUCCCAAGCUCACUGUCAUCAUUCCAGAUGACGAUCGCUCUCUCAUUAAUCUGCACCUUAUGCACACCAGCUAUUUCCUGUUUGUAAUGGUCAUCACAAUGUUCUGCUAUGCAGUCAUCAAGGGAAGGCCUGGAAAGGUUCGACAGAACAACCCAGAUUUCUGUCCAGAAAAGGUGUCCUUGUCAGCAGGGUAAAAGAGGGGUCUAAAGUGAACAUCUGAACUGAAACAUAUCAGAAAGGGAAGUUGUGAGAAACUACAUGUUGCCUACUGAACCCAGGAGAAGGUGCAAAAUACAAGCUCUGUGAAUGCAUUUCUCUGCAAUGUUGGGUCACUCCAACCAAAGACUUUUAAGUGCCUGUAUCUACUGUGUAAAUAAUUAUAGGACUCCUGAAUUCAGUACAGAAGCAUUUUGCCUGAGCUUCCCCCUGUGCCAUCCUGUAAAUGUUCAGUAUAUCCAGUAUAAUAGAGCACAGUGUUUGACUAAAGAUUUUUGGUUGAGGAAUAUCACCUCCACAACAUUUUAUCUAUUGUCAUAAUUUACAAUCCUUUUGACCUUACUUCUGUGACAUUUGAUUUUGCUUUUGAGGUGCUUGAACAUCUUGUGUUUGCCUUGUCAUUCCUCUUGUGUCUUUGUCAUUGACACGUCAAUGUGUCCAUGGCAGAUUCUGCAGUGGCAUUGCUUUUGAUUCCUCUUUAAGAACAUCUAAAUGUGUGGAGCUCUUUCAAGGAGUCUGAUAAGGUUGCUGGUCGUAAAGUUUAUUUAGAGAUGACACAUCUGUAUAACACCGAUCUUUGUACCCUUGACACUUAAUUUGACCCUCAUGCUGGUUUUGCUGUUUUACUGUGAACAUGCUUGUCUGAAAGAGAUGACUAAACGGAAGUUGAUGCAGUCCUUAGUUUAAUGGCUAAUUAAAAAAAUAUCUAUCAAUUACUCAACCUCAUGUCGUUCCAAAGCUAUAAUCUUCUUUCUUUCUUCUGCAUAGCACAAGAUGAAUUUUAAAGGAUGUCCCGUCCACUGAUUUCCAUACAGUGACUCACUUUAAAGCUUUUAAAAAAGUACCCAAAAGUGUCAUAAAAGAAGAGAUGCUUAUUCGUUUGUUCUCGCAAGACCUUGUGUUGUUAACAUGACAAAUUGUGCUGCUUUUUGCUUGUGCAAAAUUUAAGGGUGUGCCAUUGUGCAUGAGCUUCUAACAUGCACUCAUGAAUGUGGCAAGGAGAGUCACGAUUUUUACAGUAAUUCAAAUGCAUUUUGGAUUGUUUCUCACCAAAGCCUACGGUAUGCCUUCAGAAGACUUGAAAUAUGACACCUGUGGGUCCUUUUUUAUAAAGCUAUAAAGGAAGUCAAGAUCAACUUCCAUUGUGCGGAGUUCAGUGAACAGGACGUCCUUCAAAAUUCCUCCUUUUGUCUUCUACAUAAGAAAGAAAUACAGGUUUGGAACCAGAUGAGGGUGAGUACAUAAUCACAGAAUUUUCAUUAUUGGGUGAGCUAUUACUUUAAAUUCCUCAAAUGCAAACUAUUGAAUAACAUGUUACUUGGAUGGGGUCGAUCCACACAUCCUAUCUACUUCAACCGUUCUUGGAAUGUCUCUUUGUUAGUGAGUAAAGGUCAAUGGAUUUGUGCUGAUAUACUGCGCAAGAAAAAUGAAAUGACGCAAUGAUCCAUUGCCUUUUGCAAAGCAAAUUAACAGCAGUGAUGCAGCAUCAAUAAUAUUGCGUAAUGUCUUGUACAUUUAAUAUUUGUGUAAAUAGAAAACAUUUAAAUCAUUGUAGAUAUUUUAUUUUUUUAAUCCUAUUUCUUGGCUUUAUUUUCCAGUUUUGUACCAACAAUUUCUACCUUAUCUUUAUCCAUUUAACAACCAUCCUUUGUGUUUCUCGCCUUUUUAUUCUUAUGCCAUUUAUUUGUUUUUGUUUGCAUAAAUAUCAAAUUAGGCAUAAAUGUUUCUUCGUUUUAAUCUUAGUGCUAUAUCUGACCUGUCAUCUUGCCUUCUCCAGACCUACGGUUUUGUUAUUCUUAUUGUCAAUAGGUUAUAAUUUCCACCCAAUUUAACAUGGUGCAUGUGUUAUCAUAUCAAAUAGACAUGCAUGGUGUGUGAAAAGAAAUAAUUCGGAUUGUGAAUAUAACAGGAGUGUUGCUGAUACCUUUCGGUCUGUUGGCCUUCCUCUCUAUUUUGUGUACUGUGUUUUAGUUCAUUCUCCUAUUUGGUUUGCAUAAUUGUAUCUCCUUUCCACAGUCAAAAAACCUAACGCAUACAUAGAGAGUCUUUGUUAAUAUUACCCACAAUGAUUCAUGUUGUACCAUACAUGAUACAGGCUUUUACUUAGUUUCAAUGUUCAUCAUUGAAAAGCCCAUGUUCUUUUCAAAGAUGCCAUCAAUCAAAGCAUGUCUUUAUUUCGGCCAUCUUGAACUGCUCCUGUCUUUUGUCCUUCAUUACCACCCCCUUAUUUACGAUCUUCUUUUAUUACAGCCCAUAAGCAACAAUCAUCCAACCACUAAUGUGCCUUUGCACUAGUCGUCUGUCACCCAUGUAUAUAGCACCAUUUAUGUGUUUAAAUGCCAUAUUCCUCCUCUAGUUGACCCUGCUGUAUAAGUUUGAGUUGAAAUAAAUACACUUGACUGUUCACAUAUUUACUUUCUCCCCAUUUCAUGUCUAACCAUGAUUCAAAAAUCUAGUAACCGCUGUAAAAGACUGGGAUUCAGUUGAACUACUCUUUUCGCUGUAAGGACACCUAUUUGUUUUACAUGCCAAUGCUUUGUUUACUACAGCUGUUUGAUUAGAUUUUGAAGUGAGAUAACUGAUGACAUUUGGAAAACUACCAUGGGAUGAUUGGAAAAAUUCUUUGAAACCUUAUAAAAAAAGCAAUAUCUUCGAUCUGAGUUUGUAUGUACAACUGAUGCAUUUGUAUUUCUGGAAACUAUUUGUUUUCUGUUUUAAGCUCAGUUCUACGUUCAACCCGGAAGACAUUUGCUGAAGUCUAGUUUCAUUUUUAGGAGAUCUGAUUCAUUCCCAUCUGAUCGCUGAAUGAACAUUUCUGGAACGUUCCUGCUUCAUAACUGCAGCUAAUUAAUAAUUAUGAUGAUCAUUAAGUUGGCCUUUCAGUGCUGCUGGAGGACAAUGGAAAAUGACAACGAAUUCCUGCCUGAUGCUCAGAUCAUAUUGAUCUUACCCCUCAUCUCUUGUUUGGGCUUGUAGCAUUAGAGUGAAGUGUACUUGUAAGUGGUAGAAGGUCCUCUCCUUGUGUGAACUUGCAGCGCACCCGCUCUCUGGUUCCAAUGCGUUAGUGAGAGGUGUUGCGAGCCCUUUGACUUGUCAUGAUGCAUGAUUGUAAAUGUUCUGCUGACCUGUUUGUAUGAGGACAAUCCCUCUGUUUAUGUUCUGUUUGUAAUAUAUUGUAGGCACAUGCUUUGCUGAAUAAAAUUAGAGAUAAC
Molecule: messenger RNA, 4473 nt
Organism: Xyrauchen texanus (razorback sucker)
Lineage: Eukaryota; Metazoa; Chordata; Actinopteri; Cypriniformes; Catostomidae
Gene: tmem248
Product: transmembrane protein 248
Exons: 8
Coding region: 283-1239 (318 amino acids)
Source: RefSeq, a predicted model, not a curated record